Messenger RNA from Prunus armeniaca (apricot), 231 nucleotides. NCBI's taxonomy places the organism in Eukaryota, Viridiplantae, Streptophyta, Magnoliopsida, Rosales, Rosaceae. The record is from the annotation of a GenBank genome assembly.
AUGGGCAGGGCACCCGGGGAUCGACCCUUGGGAACUGAGGAAGAAGUUAGCCAGUCGCCCUCAAGGCACCCAAGACGUCGGCUCGAGACUCCAAUCCUGGAGGCAGAGGAUGUCGAGAAGCUAGUAAAUGACCAACUCCGAGGUCUUCGACUUAAAGGAAGCAUGGAGGAGGCCCUGUGCAAGGAAAUUGAUCGAGUUGACUGCUCGCCCUUUACCGUCGAGGUGGAAUGA